CCUCUUCAAAAUAAAUGUCAAUCCCAUGUCAAUCCGUCGAUUGUCGAAUCAUCUUUUAUUUACUCUAACUCAAAUACUCAAAAGAACAGACUUUUAAAAGGUUUAUUAUUAUUAUUGUUAUAGGAAUGGAGGAAUUGAUUAGUUAUUUAUUAUGACUGGAGAAAAAUCACGAAUAGAACGAAUUAUCGAUGAAAUUAAUUCAACAAAUGCUAAAAAGAUAGCUAUAUUAUUGAUCAUAGGUUUCGCCUGUUAUCAUGGAAUUCUACACUUGAGAUUCGGCACAAAUUCUUGCAAGUGGCUUUUAUCUGACGGACGUUACAAAGCAGAUGAAGAAUGGCAGCCCUACGGAUGUAUGCUACACUUGUAUACAAAAAUCGAUACUCGACGAUGUCUUCGGUAUAUAGCCUAUAUUGGACUAGAAACGCAUUUCGUUUUUAUGGGAGACACACGAAUUGUAGAGAUGUACCAAGCUUUCAUACAACAUUUAAACCAAGACGAAAAUGUUAGCCAAAAACCUACAACUCCAUUUACCAACUUGACUCAUAUUGAUAAUAAACUGAAAAUUAAAGUUGACUUCAUCUGGGCUCCACUUAUCUCUAAGCAAAUGGUAGAAAUAUUUAGGAAUUGGCUAAUAUCUGAUCACCCUCCAUCAGUGGUAGUAGUUGGUAAUGCAUUAUGGCCAAUAGUUAUUUCAAAUGCAUCCAAGACUGAAUUAAAGGAAUAUCAAGUAAAUCUUACAAGAUUAGUGCAGCCUAUAGACAUUCUAUAUAAAAUGAAAACGAGAGUUCUUUGGGCAUUACAGGCACCUGUAAAUGAGGAAAAAAUGAAUAUUGAUCAACAGAUGAUUACAAAUGAACAAAUUGAUCUAUACAAUAAGGCUGCAAUAGAAGUUUUGUCCCAUUCUGCAGCAGAUUUAUGGUGGAGUGCCCGUCUGGUUGGUCAAGGAAUGAUCCAAGAAAGUCCUGAUGGAGUCCAUCUUGCUGAAAGACCUCAAAGACAUAACACACAAAUUCUACUAAACAUGUAUUGCAAUGAUUAUAUGAAUUUCAAUGAUGGUACUUGCUGUAGUUCAGUUGAACCGAGAACUACUUUACAAAUUGUGACUUUUGCAGUCAUGGCUGUAUGUGUGACUAUAUCAGUUGUAAUGACACUACGAAGAAUGAUCCUUAAAUAUCGUGGUAGCCAAACCCAUGAAUACCAGAUGCUUCCUGACAAUGAACUUCAAUUACAGCCUCCUCCAAGCAACAGCUACUACAACCUGUUCAAAGCAAUUGCGAAAAUGGCGCUUAUAAUGGCUUACUUUUUUGUUUGUGAUCGUACAAAUUUUUUUAUGAAAGAAAAUAAAUAUUAUUCAGAGUUCAGUUUUUGGCUGCCGAUAGGGUAUAUUACAGUGUUAGGAUUGUUUUUUAUGGAAGAAAGCAAGUAUAAUAAAGUAUUGCAUCCCGAUCAGUUAAACGAAUGGAAAGGAUGGAUGCAGAUCGUCAUAUUGGUAUAUCAUGUCACUGGAGCUACUAAAGUUUUGAUGAUCAAUAUGCAUAUUAAGGUGCUUAUCUCCGCUUAUCUGUUCCUCUUGGCCUACCAACAUUUCAACCAUGUUUGGUAUAGAAACGAUAUCGGUAUUGUCAGCUUUUGUAGUAUGCUGUUUCAGCUGAAUUUCAUGACAGUCACUCUAUGCUUGUGCAUGAACCGACCAUAUCAAUUUUAUUAUUUCGCUCCGCUGUUGUCAUUUUGGUACGUCAUGAUAUACUGUUUUGCAGCAUUUCCGCCGCAUAUUAUGUCUCAGAAUUCAGAAAACGCCAUGCAGUAUUUUUAUUUGGUCAUAAAGUUCAUUUGUAUGUGCACAGUUAUCACUAUAUUGUUCAUGUCAGAGGUUUUUUUCGAAAAGAUUUUCGUUACCAGGCCUUGGAAGGCUUUGUUUGUGACUAUAGAUGAUGAUAUACAUGAGUGGUGGUCUAGAUGGAAGUUAGAUAGGUACUCAGUCAUGUAUGGAAUGAUUUUUGGGGUCAUUAUGAUGCUGUCUCAGAGAUACAAUAUUUUUGAUGAUAACAAUCAUUCUAAUUUAUUUUCAAGAGGUUUAGCUUUAAGUUCUACUUUAUUAGCAUUUGUAGGUAUCAGCUCUUAUAUGAUGUUUACAUAUUUAUGCAGGAAUGAGAUGGAAUGCAGUGAAAUUCAUUCGUACAUAGUAUUUAUUCCGAUUGUAAGUUAUAUUUUUUUAAGAAACGUUUCUGGGGUAUUAAGAACGAGAUAUUCCAGCUUAUUUGCGUGGUUUGGUGAGAUUUCACUAGAAUUAUUUGUUAGUCAAUAUCACAUUUGGUUGGCAGCUGAUACGCACGGAGUGUUAGUACUUGUUCCAGGAUACCCCGUGUUAAAUCUCAUAAUAACCACGUAUAUUUUUGUGUGUGCUUCGCAUGAGGUUCAUAAUAUAACAAAAGUACUACUUCCAUAUUCUGUUCCAAAUGAUUGGAAGUUGGCUUUAAGAAAUUUGAUUUUGUUUCUAGCAGUGCUGGUACCUAUUGGUAUCAAUGACGGCAUGUUUUAAGAUGUAUUUGCAUUGUUGAAACGUAAACCAAAAGAAAAAAAAAAUAAUAUACAUAUGGUGCAAAUGAAAAGGAAUAAAUAUAUUCAUUAUUUCGUGACUCAUUGACUUCUGGGAAUAAUCCUGAAAUCCGCCGAUUUUUAUUUUCAUAGCGCCAUCUGUGCGGUGUGAUGACGUCAUCGAUGGUUUUUUAAAUAUAAAUGUAGUUCAUAUGAUACAUCAUUUAGAGGGUCUUAAUUAUCUAUCGAUGACGUCAUCACGCUCGCACAGAUUACGUCACGAAUAAAAGUAAUAUCUGACAGAACGCAUCGACAGGUUUCAGGAUUUUUCCAAAAGUUGAGUUAUGAAAUAAUGAAUGUAUUCCAUUCAUUUGCAUCAUACUGUAUGAUACAUCUUUCAGAGUUGUUUCUGAAUUACGACAUGCAAUUAAAAUGAGUAUGAAUACACAUUUAUGCUGUAAAAAGAAUCGCCAAGCUAACAAUUGCUAAAUUCUAAAGCAUCUCUAAUCUAUUUUUAAAAAUUUUCAUUGUGAUAAAUACAUUUUUAAGUAUU
Molecule: messenger RNA, 3088 nt
Organism: Psylliodes chrysocephalus
Lineage: Eukaryota; Metazoa; Arthropoda; Insecta; Coleoptera; Chrysomelidae
Source: the annotation of a GenBank genome assembly